CGCAUCACUCACAUUCGCGGUUCAAUGCAAAAGAGGAAGCGACUAUUUAUUCCUUUGGCAGGCGGGACCGAAGACAUCACUCCAAGGAGGGGCCUAUCGACAGCUCUGACAUAAAAUGCUCAACUAAUACCUACCCAAGGCAGGCAUAUUCCAAAAGUAUUGGUUGGUGGUUGUCUUCUUGGUUGGUGGUUGUCUUCUCUUUCAGGGCACCAAGAUUACUGUAAGUAACCGAACGUUUUGUCAUGUCAGUGCCCUACUCCUUUCACAAUAACUAAAUUAAUACUUUUUUCCCCCUAAAACAGAAUAUUUCUCAAUGCGUAAAUAAAUAAUAUUUAGUAAAUGUUCCUUUGUACUAAAACACCUUACCUGGCAUAUUAUUUUAACACUACAACUAAGUGUUCAAAUAGUUUGUCAUUAAUUCAUUGCCAUUUCUUUGGGGUACAAUAUUUUACAGUGUCUCUGUAAUCCAGCACUGUAUAAUCCUACUCCUAAUUGAUGCUGGAUUUCACAGGCUGUUUUGUUUCGGGGCUAGUAUUUAAUCCUCUGUACAGUACGUUUUGUAUAUGGAAAAUUCUGUGAAUGAAAUGUGUGUGUAUGGUUACUUAGGAAAGUAACCUACCGUAUUAUUUAAUAGCAGUGUGUAUAAACUGUCAAAUUGACAAAGGAGCUGCAGUGAGCUUUGUACCGUACAUAUUGGGAGCAGCAUAGAAAGCACUGUGUUUACUUUACCUUUGGUAGCUAGGCAACCAAGAGACGCUAUACAACUAUCCCUAGUGCAAAGCAGUGAAGAACAAAUAAAAACGGAAGAACUUUGAAGAGGAAACAUUUAAACAGCUUCUGCCUUUCCUCUGUAAGGAGAUUAUUAUGUUUUUUUUUUUUAUUGUUGUAUGUAUUUAGCAUAACAAAAGGGAGUUUAAAAACAAUGUGUUCGGUGUAAGGGGACCAUUUUCUUCUUCAGUGGUGCAGAGAGAAGGAGAGAGUGCAGCAGGAUGAACCCUGCACAGUCCCACCUCUCACUGGUCUUGAAUGGGGACAAGUCUUGGAAAUACAGGUUGGAAAGAGAUCCCACUGAGGGUGGCAAAAGGAGGCUGAAAUUGCAAGGGAAAGAACUGAUCUCGGUACCCUUGGAGGUAUUUGAUCUGGAGGAACUGAAAGUCCUUGAGAUGAGCCCAGAGCGGGAGAGCUGCCUGACGUACAGGAUGGAUUUGGUCCCGAGAGAAAUUGGACAGCUAAGGAACCUGUCUAUACUUAAUCUAGACACCAAUGAGCUGAAAGUCAUCCCUGCUGAGAUAGGAGCCUUAAAGAACUUGGAGAGACUGACCCUCAGCAAUAACUUCUUGAGUUUCCUUCCCAAAGAGUUUGGGAAGCUCCAGAAGCUUGCCAGCUUACACCUGGCCAAUAAUGCCUUCAGGGAGUUUCCAAUCCAGAUUUGCCAUAUGAGAAACCUUAUGUUUUUGGAUGCCAGUGAUAACAAGAUCAGGACGAUCCCUCCCAGCAUUGAGAACCUGGCAAAGCUGGAGACCCUGCUCUUGUUCUUCAACAGGUUGGAAAGCCUGCCUGAGACUUUCAGUAAACUGAGGAGCAUUCACACUUUGUGGCUGGGCAAAAACAAUCUGAGGACCCUUCCCAGGAGGUUUGGGGACCUUGUGAACUUGGAAUGGGGGGACAAUCAGUGUUCCUCAAACUUUGAAGGAAACCCACUUGAAAACCCUCCACUAGAGAUCUGCAGAGGAGGCCCUAUGGAAAUCAAACAAUAUUUUACAGCCUGGAAAAUGAUAUAAAAUAAUAUGGAAAACAGUGAUGCUAAGCAAGCAGCUUAUUUAGCUGACCUUAUAAGCACCUUUCAACAUGAAAGGUCUGCAGAACCAUCCAAAAAUAAAUUGUUGGAAAAAUUGUAACUUGCAAAAAUACAAAUAAAGAAAAGCCAAUUUCUUGAAUCCUUAAUGCAUUCUUUCAGUCUCCUGCUGAUGAUUUGAAUACAGCCACACAAUGAUAAUCCCUGAUAAAUACAACUGGGCCUCGGGAAGUCUGCAUUGUUUCUAUAGUUCACAUAGUAUAAUCCAUGCUUGAGCCCACGAAUAAAAGAAUCCCCUUGAAACAAUCGCUUUGCGAUUUUGAUUAGUUUUUGACCUAGCAGAUAAUUAUAGCAAGACAGUUAAUAAGGUCAGUUUAAAAUAAAUGUAUCAGUUUGAUAUUUUUCAAAUGUGACACUUGCUGGCAAAAGCAUGCAUUAGAUACAUGGAAUAACUGUGGAUUGUAUUUAGUCUGGUGAAGCAGUAUGUCUGUGUAUUUAACAAUUGGAAGGCUUGUAUUUUAUGAGAUUGAAUAUUGAUGAUUAAACCUUUCAACCUGACAGUCCUUAUGGUAUCACCAAAUUUAUUUUAACUUAUGUAUUUAUUUAACAAAAGGUGUUAAUUUAGCAUUGGGUAAAUGUUUUGUGAAUAUGGCCCACAGUAUGAAAAUUUAACUGGCUAUGAAGAAAUGUCAUUUAAAUAGUAGACAUGAUGUUAUGCUUUAUCCAUCCAGGCUCUUAUGAAGGUUUAAAAGUAGUUUGCAUGAAUAAGCCCCUUAUUGCUCUCGUAUAAUGGAUUGGACUAUUCAGAUAAACAAGAACCAGCUUAAUUGCUCAUUACCUCAAUACUAUAUUAGUAGUCAGUGAAUAAUAAAUCAAUGGGAUAAUCUGCAACAUCUUUUUAUGUCUGUAUAUUCAAAUUUUGGACAAUUCAACAUCAAGGGUAGAUUCAUUUAUAUAAACAUACAAGGCAUCACUGCCAUGUGAAAGCUUAAAGAUCAAGGGUUAACAAGCACAGCCCACAAGUCUUCAAAGCUUUCAUGAAAUGGGACAGUUCAAGUUCUUGGCCAUGACCAGUGCAUGAACCCUUUAUUUUUGAUCUCUCAUACUGUAUAACUUAUAUUUAGGUUUCUUCUUUUU
This is a messenger RNA of Polyodon spathula (Mississippi paddlefish), 2932 nucleotides long. RefSeq names its product leucine-rich repeat protein lrrA-like. Bases 990 to 1781 code for a protein of 263 amino acids. The record is from RefSeq and is a predicted model, not a curated record. The transcript has a single exon. Gene Ontology annotation, molecular function: protein binding. Lineage: Eukaryota; Metazoa; Chordata; Actinopteri; Acipenseriformes; Polyodontidae.